This is a messenger RNA of Aedes aegypti (yellow fever mosquito), 4807 nucleotides long. RefSeq names its product ion transport peptide-like (gene ITP). Gene Ontology annotation, cellular component: extracellular region. The transcript has 4 exons. Gene Ontology annotation, biological process: circadian rhythm. Bases 1929 to 2270 code for a protein of 113 amino acids. The record is from RefSeq and is a predicted model, not a curated record. Lineage: Eukaryota; Metazoa; Arthropoda; Insecta; Diptera; Culicidae. Gene Ontology annotation, molecular function: neuropeptide hormone activity.
UUAAGAACGGUGCAACAAGUGAACAGCACUACGUCAGAUUUCUCGGUUUGAUCGCGUUGACUGUCGGUAGAAGUGUAGCAGCAGAUGUGAAAUAAGUGCAUUAUGUGAAGGGUUUUGUAGGAUUUGAGGUUGAAUAAUAUAAAAUAUCGCGUGCGGUUUGAUAGUAUGAAAAAAUCGUUACUGCGGCAGGUGAUUUGCUAUUGGUGUAUUCGCAUUUCUGAGUGAAGGGUGACCAAUAGGGUAAUGUACGCAUGUAGUGUUGAAGGCGUAAUGAUAUUAACGCAGAUCGGAUGUAACAGAGCCGAACCAAUCAACUCGUUAUCUUAUUAAAGGUGAUAAGUUUUUUUUUGCUUGUCUCGGUCUUCCACUUUGGUGGGAAAUUUUUCGUACUGGUAGACACGACGAGAGUGAGUUAUAAGAGCAAAGAGAGUGCGGUGAGUCGCAUUGGAGAGUGUAUGUUAGCGCGACAUCAGGUUAUGGGAGGAAACUGUUGCUGACAGAGUGUUGUGACUGUGUGGCAUACAAUACAGCAGUAAAAGGCAAACUUGUUGGUCGGCGAAUGGGCAAAGGAAUAGCAGAUACGACGGCAAAGUGAUACAAAAAGUAUACACACAGCAGCCCACCUAGCGAGAGGCGACUCAAGUGAAGGAGAGAAUCUAAACGAUAAGAAACGAUAUUACAGAGCAAGUCCAUGGAGCAGUAAAUGCGCCGUCAACGGAGAACGCGAAGACGGGCCCGGAGAAGUGUGAAUCAAAUAAAUGAUCAAAUGAGAAGAAAAGUAUAAGUUGAGAAAAAGAUAAAAUUGUCGGCUCAGUUGUAUCCGAGAAGUCUACUGCAGCACAACACAGAGAAGGCCAUAAGCAAACAGUGCUAACUAGAGUGCAAUAAACACAACUUAACAAGGAAAGAGAAAAAACAGAAUAUACACAACGUGGUUAGGAAGCAAGAGAUCGUCUACCGCCACAAAGUAUACAAAAUAAACACCAGGAUUUUAAUUGAAGUUUGCCAUUAAAGCAACAUAGCGAGCACUCAACAAUUAAGCUCAGUCAAUAAAUAACUGAUUUACUUCCAUCUCUGGUUACUACUUUUUGCGCUUAUUAAUGAAAGAAGUACUUAAAAGCGACAGAACGCAUAAAAGGACAUAAAUUAUUAAAAUCACUUUAUACACUCGAAAUUCUAUUUUUUCGGUGCAAUCUUUUCACCGCUAAGUGCAAAAGUACUGAUCGCAACUUUGCUCGUUACUACUGGUUCUAUCGAUUGAUUUGCGAUCAACUGCGGAGAGAAUCAUCAAGAACAUAUAGAGAGUGUAUUCCGGCGUAAAGUAAUAAGGUGCUGGAAACGAGCAGCAUCAUAAAGUAUAAAAUUUAUCGGUUUGAUUCCGUGCGUGUAUCGGAGGGAAGUAAACUUCCUAAAGUUGAAAGCGGAUCGUUUAUCAAACACGCAAGCAGAAAGGCGUAAGUGACGGAAACAAUUUAGUGCACCCGGCGUGAAAGGAAAAAAAAUAAGUAACAUACGGUAGCAUCUCUGUGGAACAUACACGGCCAAUUGUGAGAAGUGACGGUUCUUUCAAUUAUCUUAAGUCUGUUGCUACGACGGUCAUUCAAGAUGACUGUAAUCAAGUUAAGCAAUUUUAUUGUUUCAAGUGAGGCAUAAGAAGUUACUCGUACUAGCAGUGUAAAAUUAAUUCAAACAUUGAAGCAAAAACAGUACCAAAGUGAAGUGCGUUAAACACCCUACAAGACAGAAUAAAAACAAAUAAUUGAAAACCGUUAAAAGGCCAUCAAGAUCGUGUGUUCCGGCAAAACAAGCAACCAGACGGCCACAUCACUAGAGAAGUUGCCAAAUCAGAAGCCUACUUCUUCACGGAGACGCAACGAGAGUUUUCAUUUCUGGAGUGCAGCUCGGAUUACCGAUUGACUGAAUCAAAUAUGUGUUCCCGCAACUUAGCGCUUUCGUUGGCACUGAUAAUCGCACUGGUACCUCUGGCAGCCGUUGCGUUACCUCACCACAGUGUCGCCAAGCGAAGUUCCUUUUUCGACAUUGAGUGCAAAGGACAGUUCAACAAAGCGAUCUUCUACCGGUUGGAUCGGAUAUGCGAAGACUGCUACUCGUUGUUCCGCGAGCCACAAAUUCUGUCCUUCUGCAAAAAGUCGUGCUUCACGACAGACUACUUCCGUGGAUGCUUAGACGCGCUGCAGCUGACGGACGAGAUCGAAACGUUGAAGCCGUUCAUCAAGGUGCUAAACGGUGCGGAUCCAAACACGUUAUAAGCAGCCACAAGAAGCGGAAGUCUUCGUCGUCAUCAGCAGCAGCAGCUUUAAGGAAACGCAAACAAGUGAUCUAUUUCGCUAGAGAUAACCACACUCCACGUCAACCACGUGGCGGAUGGCUAGCAGAAAUUUACGCGCAAAAGUGCUUAACAACAACACAGUAUAUAAAAUUACACAGCAGAAGGAGCGGAAUAUGUCCUUCGACUAAAUAGCAUUGAUUAAAUAAGAGAAAAAAAACGAGUGCUAAUCCGAGAGGAGACAUCCAAAGUCAUCUCAUCUAUCAUCCCGACGAACAUUUCUCAGCCGGACAUCAUCGCAACGACAACGACAACGUGGGAAGUCCAGUGGCCGUUUUUUGUGCAAUUAUAUUGUUUUAGUUACGUUUGUUUAUUUGGUUGACUGGAGAAUGAGAAAAAUCAAAAGUAUUAGCUGAUUCCACUGGAAGAAAAGGCCAUCCGGAAAUCUUGACGUCAUCAUCGCUAGCGAACCAGCAAUUCAACGCAGCAGAAAAGAUCGGUGUUCUUUUGGUUUCCAUUUGCUUAUUCUUUGAACGUUUUCACGAGAGGGCUGUUUUGGAUCGGAAUACUUUCUGGCAUGCGUGGAAGCGUUGGUUCUGGACGAAGAAACGGAGAAAUUUAUGAAAUGGCGCGAAAUGUUGGGGAAGAAGUAAUUCUAUCGCGUUGAACUUCACAAACAGCACCUGUAUUUUAGUUUAAUGGACGAUCACGCUGAUUUUUAUGCUAUAAUAAAACAGUGACUGUAGGUAAUUUGUUUUUUAGUAAGAUUUGCUUUUCCUACUGUAACUGUCUGCCUCUCGUAUGCAUAGGUAAGAACAAGCUAAAAGCAGUUGAAUAGAUAGGUAAAAAGCAAACUUUUACAGAGCAGCGACUGAACAUGAAGGAUAGAGGUAGAAUGCCGAUGUGUACAUAAUUAACUGAUAAAUGCAUAUUUAUUUAUAAAUUAACUUUUAACAUCGAACAAUACUAACUUAGAGAAAAGAGAGAGAGAGAGAGAGAGCUAUUCAGAAAGUGAUAGAGAGCAUGAGAAGGCAUGACGAAUAUUUCGAAACAGCAUUAGAGAGUGUAGAUAUUUAUCCCGUUGCAAAGUUGUAAUUAGUAAAACAGUUACACGAGCAUAUUCAAUCCUUUUGCUUGAUGGAAAACAGGGCAAAUGUGUACCAGUCAGAAGUGUUUGUAGUUGGGGGAAGGUAACGAGGAGACAUUUUUAAUGUUGGCUCUCGGUACAUUCCCCUGACCGAAAGAAGGAGAUUUGAUAUGUAUAAAGUCGAAAUUUGUUUCAGAUACGAGAAGUACGAAAGAGAUAGAGCGAGCGAACGAGCGAGCAUUGUUUAUUUUGUUCAGAAAAACCAUAUCUUCAGUGACAUGCAAAAACUCUAGAAUAACUUGGAAAUAUCUUAUGUUAAUGUAUUUAUAUUUUCAAAAAAUAUAUUUCUCUAAAAUCUAGUCCAGAAAGCGCACAUUUACGUUUAGUUAUUUAUGAUGAAGAAAGCAGUAAGGCAACUUGAACGAUCAACGUAUGUUAAGAAAAAGUUUCUAUUUUACAAUUUUGUUAGAUGCCUUAGUUGUUAUGGCGUAAAAAUAUGAUGAAAUCAUUUUCAUUCUCCUUCCAUUGUUUUCCAUCCUUAUUUUUUGCUUCUUGGCUUAUUUUCGGGCUUCGAUAUUACUUCUAUUCUAAAUCUUUUCAACUCUCAAUACACACUGAAUGCACAUUUUGGCAUCAACUGGGCGCAACAGAAAAGUCAAUAAUGAAUACCCAAAUUUUCUGUACUUUUCGCGUAACAAAAAUGUCAAGGAAAGUGUAAAUUAUUAACAUUCCUCAUCAGACAGUAUUUUCUCUCUCAAAAAAUAGACUUAUCAAACAAUAUGAAGCGAAAUACGCAAAUGCUUCAACUCUGCACUCAUCCACACCCGAAAGGGACGGGGUGCAGAUUUGAAAAAUGGCAGUAACAAACAUAAACCUAGACUUCCUUAACUAACGUCAAUCCGAGCAAUCGCUUCAGUCUAAUUUUUGUUAGAUUGACUCGUCAGUCAGUAAAAACUAGUAGCGAAAGUGCGACCCAGGAGGAAUUGUCCAUAGUUUCCGCUUCAACAGAAAAAAUAUCAAUGUUAUAUAAUACGCAACUCUUUCGCAAUUUUUUUCUUAUUUAUUGAAACGUCCUCACUUAAACAUACCGUACGAAGCAACGAAAAAGCAAAAUGUUUUCAGCAAAUCUAGCGAAACAAUCGAUUUGUAGAGAUAGUUUUGAGAAAAGAUUUGACGCCUAUAAACACUCACCAGUUAAUAGAUUUUAAAGUUAAGUAAUAUUUGUAACAGAUUCGUUGAUUGCCAUUUUUUAACAUGCGAUAUUUUUAUUAUUUGUACAUGACUAAAAUUUCAAAGGAAAAAGAAAACACGAUAUUCUGAAGCGAGUUGUCCUAUUCACAUAAUUCUUGUUGCUGGGAGGAAUGCUGUUCUCGAGAGUUUAGCCUCAGAAGAAAAUAAAAUUUCGUACAGAACUGUGCAAAAAAUGAAAUCUU